AUGGCGAGUACAGCCUUGAUUGAGAGUGGCCCCUCCCCGGAAAAGUCCGGACGUGAUGUUAUCAGUCGGAAACCAGUGAAAAGCAGUACCAAGUUAGUAGAACAAACGAGCACAUUAGUCGACGUAUGCAAGAGUGACGACAGCCCAAGAGAUGAUACUCCCAUAUCGACUUGGGGAAACGGCUUCAAUGUUUCCGGAGGGACUCAGUAUAAUAAUAUAGGAAGCGGCAAUCAAUUCCUCGGUAGUCAAUUUCAUGGGGAUGUAAACUUUGUUGGAGGGAAUGGAGAUAGCGGGAAAGAGGGACGGAAGGCCCAGGUUCUGAAACGUCUUGCAACUUCACCAUACCGCGACCGGAAGGAUCGGAAUCCAUCUGCUGUCCAAGGCACCUGCGAAUGGUUUAUCUCUCAUCAUCUCUAUCACGAAUGGCUGGGUCAAGAAGCUUCAAAGAUUCUUUGGGUUUCUGCUGAUCCCGGAUGUGGAAAAUCCGUACUCGUCAAACACCUCAUUGACUCAAUCAUCCAGACUACUGAUUCCCGGAUCAUCUCCUAUUUCUUCUUCAAAGAUGAUUUCACCGAUCAAAAGAGCCUCCUAAGCGCGUUCAGUUGCAUCCUCCAGCAGCUCUUCUUGCAAGACACUACGCUACUAUCGGACGAGAUCCUCUUACAAUUUGAUGCCAACGGCCAAUGGAUAAUAGGGUCAUUUGUUGAGCUAUGGCAGAUCCUGAUCAAAGUUGCCGCAAGUAAUUCUGAUAAAGAAAUUAUUUGCCUCAUUGAUGCAGUUGAUGAAUGCAAUGAACAUGAGAGGAACCACUUCUUUAAGGCUCUAUGCGAGCUCUAUGGUUCAAAAAAGAGUCCGAACCUGAAGUUUCUCAUCACGAGUCGACCCUACCGAGAAAUCGGAAUGGGUUUCAAGCCACUGGAGAACUUGAACUUGCCAGUCAUCCACCUCAGCGGCGAGAGCGAUGCUGAGAUGAGAAAGAUCGUCAAGGAGAUAGAUAUCGCUAUAAGACAAAGGGUCAGUAGUAUAGGAGUCCAGCAAAAGCUCACAGAUGAUGAGCAAGGCAUACUGGUCACACGGCUCUUGUGUGUUCGGAAUCGAACAUAUCUCUGGGCCCACCUUACAUUGGACUUGAUCCAGCGGCAGCUUGACAUAAACAAAGAGAAGAUUAUCGACAUUACAUCGCAUCUCCCUCAUAAUGUCAACGAGGCCUACGAGAGGAUACUGUGCAGAACCUUCAGCACUGAAAAGGCAACCAGGAUGCUGCACUUGAUCCUUGCCGCAAAGCGCCCCCUUACGUUGGGAGAAAUGAUCGUUGCCCUCGAGCUUCAGCAGCAUCACCGGUCUAUUGAUGAUAUCGAGUUGGAGCCCGAGGACCGCUUCCGUGACAAGAUAAGAGACAUCUGCGGAUUGGUUACCGUCAACGAAUCACGAAUCUUCCUUCUUCAUCAGACUGUUAAGGAGUUUCUGAUUUCUAUGGACCAUUCUGAACCCGCAAGCCCCAGCAGUUUAAGCUGGAAACACUCAAUACUCGCAAACGACCCUAAUAUGACUUUGACCAGUGUCUGCGUCUGGUGUCUCCUUCUGAACCACCCAAGGAAGGACCAGUAUACUGCAGUCCCACCUCCCUCAACACAUACCAAGAAAAACGCGUUUAUUAGCUAUGCUGCUAAACACUGGGCGAAUCAUUUCAAUCGGCUGUCAGCUCAUAACCAGAAGAAGAUGACAAGUGUGGCACUAGAGAUCUGUGAUGCUCGAGGUUCUUGCUUCUUGUCUUGGUUCCCAGUUUAUUGGAGAAGUCGGCAUGCCCGGGUUGUUGCAGGGUUUACAACCUUGAUGGCAGCAUCUUAUUUUGGACUUGAAGUAGUUGUGAGGCGAAUUCUGAAGACUGACUAUUCUCAGCUGAACAAAAAGGACGAGACUUACCAUAGAUCGGCGUUAUCUUGGGCAGCGGGCAACGGCCACGAUGGUGUUGUGAAGCGUCUAAUUCGUGGCUUAUCAAUCGGCCCGCGAACCUUGAAAAUCGUACUUCGGCAAGGGGCCAAAAUCAACGAGUUUGAUUCAGAUAAUCGAACUCCCCUUACUUAUGCUAUAUGGAAUAGACACCUAUCUGUCGUUCGACGCCUGGUCGAAGCUGGCGCGUGGGUUGACGUCCCCGAUGUCUUGGGAGGAACACCGACAUCGUACGCAGUCACAAGCGGAAAUUUCAAAAUACAAAAUCUGGUGCUACGUGGAGAUGUUCCCAGUAACGCAGAGCAUAACGAGGGGGAAAAGCUUCUACUGUCCGCAUCUAAGUACGGUCAUAUUCAUGUAGUGAGAGUACUUCUAGAAGCAAGGAAAACAAACCUGAAUCCAAAGGAUGGCUGGGGCUGGACUCCACUAAUGUGGGCUAUCAAUUACAGACAUAGCGGAAUCAUCAAGCUUCUCCUGGAACACAAAGCAGAUGUCAAUACCAGAGACAAGACUGGGAUGACACCCCUUCACUUCGCUACCCGAUACGGCCAAUUCGAAAUAGCAAAGCUCAUACUGCAAACCGGUUGCGCUGACGUUAACAUACCAGAUCUGGCUGGGCUUACCCCUCUUCACCUAGCUGCUCGUUGGAAGCAAGACGAUAUCGCUCAGCUGAUAUUAAGGACAGGGAUGGCCAAUGUUACUGCCAGAGUCAAUGACCAAGGCCCUGUAUACUCUUGGGUGAUUCGAUAUAAUUCUUGCUCGACUCUGAAACUGAUGCUUGAUCUUUAUGAUGAUCCUUCAAGCUUUCAAGAAUGUACAAUGGCCAUUCUUGAGACUGACUGGGAUUGGUCGGACAAGCUGGAGGUCAUGGUGAGCUCCAGAAAGGUUGACAUGAAUGUUUCUGACACUCAUGGCGAAACUGUACUACAUAAAGCUGUCAUUAAACGAUCGUACAAGAUGAUAAGAGAGCUUCUUGCAUCAGGAAAGGCGCCUAUUAACAGCCGGAACAGCCGUGGGCUAACGCCUCUUGCCCAGGCUUGUUUGAUCAUGGACCUGGACAUAGUUUCUGCUUUCUUGGAAACUGAUCUAUGGGACUUGAACAUUGCUGAUUCUUAUGGCAAUACACCGCUUCAUCAUGCCAUUCAGGCAAGAUCUGUUCCUAUCACAAGCGCCCUGAUCGCAACAGGAAAGGCGGGUGUUGCAAUGAAGAAUAAGGAUGGCCGUACACCACUUUCUUUGGCUUGUUUGGACGGUAAUACAGGCUUGGUAAAAUAUCUCCUCGAUAACUCUCAGGCUGAUAUCAACACUCAGGACAUCUAUGGGAGAACACCCGUUCAUAACUGUAUUUGGAUGGAAGAUGUGGAUAUGUUGCGCCUGAUUCUGCAGACAGGUCGAGCAAAACUCAACGUGGUGGAUAAAUUCCAGUGUACGCCACUACUGCUUGCAGCUUACCAGAGCAAAUGGCAUAUGGCCAGCCUACUGUUGAACUAUAAACAGGCGGUGAACAUGAAGGGUCAGAAAGGAAGGACAGUGAUAUUUUGGGCCAUCAUACAGGGACAAACAGAAAUAGUCAGGCAGCUCAUAUCUCUGGAGCAAACCAACCUCGCUGUGCGAGAUGAGGAAGGAUUUACACCAUUAUCUCACGCAGCUCAACAGGGCAACGAAGAGAUAAUCCGGGUGUUGCUUGGCAAACCUGGCAUUGAUGUUGAUGCCAAGGAUAAUGCUGGGAUGACUGCGCUUGGACAUGCUGCAAAGCAGGGGCACUUGGGGGCUGUUGAGUUGCUUUUGAACGAGGGCAAGGCAAAUUCGUGGAUAAAAGAUAAAGAAGGGAGGACCCCACUGGCUCUGGCCUCGGCCGAGGGGCACUUCAAGGUAGUUCAGAGGAUAUUAUUUUAG
Molecule: messenger RNA, 3846 nt
Organism: Fusarium odoratissimum NRRL 54006
Lineage: Eukaryota; Fungi; Ascomycota; Sordariomycetes; Hypocreales; Nectriaceae
Exons: 2
Coding region: 1-3846 (1281 amino acids)
Molecular function (GO): protein binding
Source: RefSeq, a predicted model, not a curated record